Messenger RNA from Prionailurus viverrinus (fishing cat), 1664 nucleotides. RefSeq names its product microfibril associated protein 4 (gene MFAP4). Gene Ontology annotation, biological process: elastic fiber assembly. Lineage: Eukaryota; Metazoa; Chordata; Mammalia; Carnivora; Felidae. The transcript has 6 exons. The record is from RefSeq and is a predicted model, not a curated record. Bases 78 to 845 code for a protein of 255 amino acids.
CAUAACUCUGGGCGGGUGCAGUCUGGGGCGCAGUCUGGGGCAGCAGACACCCAGCCGCUCCGAGCUGAACUGGCAGCAUGAAGGCCCUCCUGGCCCUGCCGCUGCUGCUGCUUCUCUCCACGCCCCCCUGCGCCCCCCAGGCCUCUGGGAUCCGGGGAGACGCUCUGGAGAAGUUUUGCCUUCAGCAGCCCCUGGACUGCGAUGACAUCUACGCCCAGGGCUACCAGGAGGACGGUGUGUACCUCAUCUACCCCUCGGGCCCCAGCGUGCCCGUGCCUGUCUUCUGUGACAUGACCACCGGGGGCGGCAAGUGGACGGUUUUCCAGAAGAGAUUCAAUGGCUCCGUGAGUUUUUUCCGGGGCUGGAAUGACUACAAGCUGGGCUUUGGCCGUGCCGACGGGGAGUACUGGCUGGGGCUGCAGAACCUGCACCUCCUGACGCUAAAGCAGAAGUACGAGCUACGAGUGGACCUGGAAGACUUUGAGAACAACACGGCCUCGGCCAAGUACGCCGAAUUCUCCAUCUCGCCCAACGCGGUCAGUGCCGAGGAGGACGGCUACACCCUCUACGUGGCAGGCUUCGAGGACGGCGGGGCAGGCGACUCCCUGUCCUACCACAGCGGCCAGAAAUUCUCCACCUUCGACCGGGACCAGGACCUCUUUGUGCAGAACUGUGCAGCCCUCUCCUCGGGAGCCUUCUGGUUCCGCAGCUGCCACUUCGCCAACCUCAACGGCUUCUACCUGGGCGGCUCCCACCUCUCCUAUGCUAAUGGCAUCAACUGGGCCCAGUGGAAGGGCUUCUACUACUCCCUCAAGCGCACCGAGAUGAAAAUCCGCCGGGCCUGAGGGGCUGGCCCCCGUCAGGCCCCGAGUUCCCCCUCCUAGCUGCUCCAGGUUUCCAUGAGUGCUCCCUCCGCGCCCUGGCCUCACCCCUGCCUCCUGCUCUCUUAGCACCUGCUUCUCACAGGGGAUCUCGCGGCUCUCGCCCCAGCGGAUCCCGUCACCCCCAGGGUGUCCAUCUCCAGGCCAGGCCUCUGUUCCCUUCGUCACCGGCCACGCGGCCAGCAGCUGACCCAGGCCUCCUCCGAAAGGCGCAGCCGUCCUGGCCCAGACCUGACUGGGCUCUGCGAGACUCUUCCUUGCCUCUGCCCUACCCCAAAGGCCGAACCGCUCUCCUCGGCUGUGGGCUUCCGCAUUCCACCUCAGCCAGCUUCCUCACCGCGGGCUCCUCGGUCUGGAGCCACCCUAGUGUGCUAGACUGAGCUGGCGUAGCCUAAUACCCACGGCCUGCGCCAGGCUACCCACGUGUGGCCACUGCCGCCACUGCCCGGCGCUCCCCGCACCGUUCCGAGUAUCUCCGUCCUCCGUUUCCCUCCCACCAACUCAUCCCCCAACGGUGAGCACCAUGGACCCCCAGCCCCAUCUCACUGUCAUACUCAGCUUCCCCUACCUGCCUGUCCCAGCCCCUAGAGCUCAAUGCCAAAACUGUAUUUCAGCAGUUACCGCAUGCCGCUCGAAAACAGGUACAACCACGGUAGGCAUAGACACAAGGUCCCCCACCCACCCCAGGGUUGAGGUUUGACCACAUGAGGGGGCAGAGGACCACCUCCUGUGGGGCUGGAAGCAGGUGGGGAGCGAAGAUCUCAAUAAACCUCAGGAUCUGAA